Messenger RNA from Alternaria arborescens, 540 nucleotides. RefSeq lists its product as hypothetical. The coding region runs from base 1 to 540 and encodes 179 amino acids. The transcript has 2 exons. The record is from RefSeq and is a predicted model, not a curated record. NCBI's taxonomy places the organism in Eukaryota, Fungi, Ascomycota, Dothideomycetes, Pleosporales, Pleosporaceae. Gene Ontology annotation, cellular component: nucleus.
AUGGUCAGCAAUCGCCUCGACAAGGUGCAUAAAAAGAUCACCAAGAAGAAGGGCAAGAACCCUAAUCUCCAUGAAGGCAGCCGGGACACAAAGCGGUUACAGAGCGCCGCGCAGAGAGAUGACAAGCUCAAUCGCCUUACUAAAGUCCGAGAACACCAAAAUCGCCCAUACCUGCUGAGAGUCAAAUCGUUCCAAUCAUAUACCACAGAGCAUGAUUCACCACUCAGUGUAUCAGAAAUCCAGGCUAUGAUCGAGGACUACUUAGGUCGCGAUGACGAAGAGCUGGCAAAACUGAAGGCAGAACGUCGCCCGGGACGGCCACCAAGCACACGUCAAAAUCUGUUGGAGAUCAACCAGAAAACUGAGCAAGACGAGUAUGCCUCUGGCUUCUGGGUACCGGACCUCGAGGAUGUCAUCAAUCUGAGGAAGUUGAAGGAGUGGAACGGCCAGUGGGCGCAGCUUGCCACGCUUAAAUUUUCCAGGAUCUCGAAAGGAGGUUUCAAGAAGGAGUCUAGUUUCCCACCAAAGGGCAUGUCAUGA